GUUGACUGCCAUAGAGGAGAGGGAGAACUCCUACAACACCAAGCUGAAAGACUUGACAGGAAAGCUCUCGGAGAUGCAAGAGAAGUACAACCAGGAGAAGUUGGAGGGGGAACGUCACAAGCAGGAGAAAGAGAAACUGAAAGUGCAGAUGGAGUCUGUGCAGCAGAGAAUGGAGACAGGCUUUGUCGCCAGUGAAAAACACAAGGAGGRGGAAGAUGAGUACAGGGGUAAAAUGGAGGAGCUGACGCUGAGGUUGGUGGACCUGGAGCAGCAGUACAAAGACGUGACUGUGCAGAGGGCCGAGCUGGAGGAGCAGAACGCCCUGUGUAACACUGACAUCCAGAGCCUGCAACAGCGCCUGGAAUCCGAGUCGGCCCGGCUGGAACACUAUGAGGCCGAGCACCGAGCCCUGAGGGGCACCAUCCAGCAAGCCCAGGACGAGUGCCAGAAAGCCAGGGAGGCCCAGCGUGGGGAGGCCCAGAGGGCRUGCGCCUUGGAGAAGGAGCUCCAGGGAUGCUCCGGGGACCAGGCCGUCCUCCUGCAGCAGCAUGCUCAGGCCAAGGAGGCCCUGGAGGGGCAGGUGGCCCAGCUACUCGCUUCCCUUCGCCAGGAGCAGGAGACCAGCGCCCAGAGGGCCCAGAACGUGGCAGCCCUGCAGUCAGAGAUGCUCCGGGCCACCCAGGCCCUGGAGGAACUCGGAGGAAGAGAGGACCAGUUGAGCCAGGUGAAAGCAGAGAAGCAACGUCUGCAGGAAGAGACGGCGGCGUUGGGGGAGAGGCUWUCUGGGCUGGCGGAGCAGUGCGAGGUGCUCCAUCGUGAGGUGGCCCAGGCCAGGGAGGACGAGAGCAGGGCCAGGGAGGACAAGGCCAGGGCCAGGGUGGAAACUGAGGCCCUGCAGGAGAAGAGCAACACCAUGGAUAAGGAGAUCCGGGAGCUGAAGGAGAGGUACGAGGAGUCGCUCAGCACCAUCGGGGAGUUCCAGAGGAGGAUCCAGAUGUCGGCCGAGCAGACCGAGGUCAAAGACAAGAAGAUCAGCGAGUUGUUGACGGACGUGGAGAGACUGAAGCAGGCCCUCAACGGUCUGUCCCAGCUGGCCUACGCUGGCAACGCUGCACCCAAUAAGAGACAGAUGCGACACAUCGACACACUCCAGGCCCAGAUCAAGAGCCUGCAGCAGCAGCUGGCUGAUGCUGAGAGUCAACACAGAGAGGUGGUUUCAAUUAUAGAACUCAUCUCCUCAGUGCAGCUCAGGAGUUGUGUCUCUUUAGUCAUUCUAGUAAAGUAA
Messenger RNA from Salvelinus sp. IW2-2015, 1285 nucleotides. RefSeq names its product uveal autoantigen with coiled-coil domains and ankyrin repeats-like. NCBI's taxonomy places the organism in Eukaryota, Metazoa, Chordata, Actinopteri, Salmoniformes, Salmonidae. The record is from RefSeq and is a predicted model, not a curated record.